Messenger RNA from Talaromyces amestolkiae, 1845 nucleotides. RefSeq lists its product as uncharacterized. Gene Ontology annotation, molecular function: metallocarboxypeptidase activity. Lineage: Eukaryota; Fungi; Ascomycota; Eurotiomycetes; Eurotiales; Trichocomaceae. Bases 1 to 1845 code for a protein of 614 amino acids. The record is from RefSeq and is a predicted model, not a curated record. The transcript has 4 exons. Gene Ontology annotation, cellular component: fungal-type vacuole lumen.
AUGGAUGAGAAAAAUCGACAAGCUGCCCUUUCCGGGAUAGCUACCACCAACUACUACGCGAAAGACGCGAGCCAUCAACCACGACACGACCGCACAAGGGCAGCCAUCAGCGUCCUCAAACCUGUAAUCGCAUGUGUAAUCCUAUUUGCUUGCUUUUACAUCAACAUAUGGACUUUUAUUACCGGGCCCACCUUGGAAUCAAUAGAAUCUACUCACUACGAUGAUUCAUCAUCAACGGUCGCAACACAAUGCCCAGCUCAAUAUGCCAUCGCACCUCAUGCAAGCCCCGACAUUACCAAACGCAAUAUCAAAAUUCUUUUUCCUUCAGCAGAAUUUCGCAAUUUAAGCGUCAGGCGACUCAGUGGCGCGGUUCAGAUCCCGACCGUCAGUUACGACGACAAUGGGCCCAUUGGGGAGGACCCGCGUUGGAAUGUAUUCUUUGAGUUGGAACGUUAUUUCCGCGACACAUUUCCUUUGCUACAUGAAAGCCUCGAGCAAGAAAUAGUGAAUGUUCAUGGGCUGGUUUAUACCUGGCACGGUUCAGAUCCUAGCUUGAAACCGAUCCUCCUUACAGGUCAUCAAGAUGUGGUACCGAUUCAACAAGAUACAUUAUCCGAUUGGAAGUAUCCUCCCUUUUCUGGCUACUUCGAUGGCACAUACAUCAAUGGCCGGGGUGCACAUGACUGUAAGAACAAUGUCGUCGGAAUCAUGGCCGCGAUUGAAGCCCUCAUAGAAGCAGGCUUCGAGCCUCGUCGUACAAUUGUGCUCGGUUUCGGAUUUGACGAAGAAUCCCCAACACUCAUGCUUGGUGCUUUUCAUAUUUCUCGCCAUUUAAAGCGUGUCUGGGGAGAUAAAUUUGGUGACUCUUUACCGUUUGCCUUGCUUCUUGACGAAGGUUUGAUUGGCAUCCAGAAGAAAUAUAACCGUACCUUUGGUAUUCCUCAAGCCUCGGAGAAGGGAAUGCUGGACGUCAAAUUCCGUGUUCAUGUGCCUGGUGGACACAGUUCAAAUCCUCCAGCACAUGGAUCAAUUGGGAUACUAUCUCAAGUCGUCUCAGCCUUGGAAGAUAGCUACAGGCCAAACUUUCCGUCUACUUUCACCUCGAACAACCCAUACUACUACCAGAUUCAUUGUGCUGCUGAAGAUAAUCAUGCAGAUAUGUCUUCUGUAUUGAGAGAUGCAAUUCUCAAUCAGGCCGGUCGUCCAGACGUUGACCAUCCAAAGUUGACCGAGCUUCUGGUGAAGGAGGACCCCGAGUCUGAUAUCUAUCUCCAUACAACCCAAGCAAUUACCGUCUUUAACUCGGGCAACAAAGCCAACGUGAUUCCAGAGAACGCUGAAAUGUUGGCAAAUUAUCGUAUAUCCAACGAAGAAAACAUCUCCAUAGUCCAGAAAAGGAUUGUAGAGACUGUCAGACCUCUAGUCGAAAAGUUCAAUUUGCGCUUGAUUGUGCGAGAGGAGGACGAUGAUGAUAAGGAGUUGCCGCUCAAUUCAUUCUCGAUCUCGUGGUGGCGGCGUAUCGAACCCUCUCCGGUAUCUAGCCACCGAUCUUCUCCUGUUUGGAACCACCUUGCUGGUGUGAUCAAACAUGUAUUUGACGAACCAGGAGACGGCAACGAUGUCAUUGUUGCCCCGACAAUGGCGGUAGGAAAUACAGAUACCAAAUAUUACUGGGAUCUGUCCGAACAGAUCUAUCGCUUUGGCCCGGUUCGAAUUUGGCACGAUGAAGGAUGGGGUAAUUUACAUUCAGUGAAUGAGCGGAUUGCUCUUGAUGCUCACAUGGAGGGCUUGACGUUUUACCACGAAUUGAUUCGUGUCUUUGAUGAGGCUGAUUUGGCACAUUAG